Gongylonema pulchrum is the source of this 1347-nucleotide messenger RNA. Lineage: Eukaryota; Metazoa; Nematoda; Chromadorea; Rhabditida; Gongylonematidae. The record is from the annotation of a GenBank genome assembly.
AUGGCGCAUGCAAAUUCCGAAUGGAUUGUCCGUUUGCAUUAUGCAUUUCAGGAUGCACGCUUCUUAUACAUGGUCAUGGAAUACAUGCCCGGUGGUGAUUUGGAUGGCUUUGUGAAGUGCAUGACAGCAGUUGGAACCCCAGAUUACAUCAGCCCUGAAGUACUGGAAAUGCAAGGCACUGAAGGAGUAUAUGGACGUGAAGUCGAUUGGUGGGCUGUGGGUAUAUUCGUGUACGAGAUGUUGGUAGGCGAAACCCCAUUUUACGCUGAUUCACUUGUGGGGACAUAUACUCGGAUCAGAAACCAUGCAACAGAGCUCAACUUCCCGGAGGAUGUAGAGAUGUCCGAACAUGCGAAAGAUAUGAUACGUGCAUUUUUAUCCAGUUCAGAAAAACGGCUUGGCAAGGACGGCGUUGAAAGCAUAAAGCAACACCCAUUUUUCCUGAAUGAUGAAUGGACUUUUGAAACCAUUCGGCAAGCUGUACCACCAGUGAUUCCGGAACUGAAGAGUGACGAUGACGCAUCGCAUUUCGAUGAUAUCGAAGCAAAGGAACCUGAUCCGGCUGAAUUUUUUCAAAUCCCGAAAUCUUUUGCUGGCACCCAACUUCCUUUUGUUGGCUUUACGUAUUCGAACGAAACUGGGUACGUCUGUUUUUCAGUUUUAUUGAAGUUUAGGCGUAGUAUUUGUGGGCAGCCUAUAGCCAGUAUACAAAAGAUGCUAGAUUCGGCAACAUUGUCAGAUGGCGGUGCCGUGCAAGUUCAGGCUGCUUUAUGUCAGCUGAAUCAUAUUUCGGAAUCGGAGCUUGAGCUGAACGAGAAAUGCCGGCAUCAUGCGGAAGCGGAGGAACGUGCCAGGAAGCAACAGAACGAGUUACAUACGAAAUUAAAUGCGCAAACAGAAAUUGCCCGUGAAUUAGAUGAGCGGCUGCAAAAGAAUGUUGAAGAGGAAGCAGCGCUACAGCAGCAAAUCGAGCAGCUCUGCGCCCAGAAUGUCCAGGAACGCGAGAAUGUGCGACGAGCACAGCAGCGCCUCACUGAGCAAAAUGAAAAAACAGAGGAAUUGCGUGCCGAAUUGGCAGCAUUCCGUGAAAGAGAGAUGGCACUGAAAUGCCAAAUUGGAAAGCUCAGCGAAAGUAUAAUGGCAAGGGAGGAGAAUUUCUCGGAUGAGAAUCGGACAAAUGAUGAAAUCAGGCGGAACAACAUUCGCCUCGUAAACGAACUUCAGGCCGCCCACAAAAAGAUUGAACAACUCGCCUCAGAUUUCGAGCAGGAAACGAGCAGGAGGAUAUCUGCGCAACAUGAAGUGGACUGUAUUGCUGAUCAGUUGGCCAAUUUGCAAAAUUCGCUG